UGUGGGUCCCGAACCCGACAGCGGGCUGCAGCGUGGAAUGGUGCCGCGUGAGGUGCUGUCCGAACGCUUCUGUGGAAUGCUGUGAUCAGAGACCCGACCGCGUCGGGGCGAGGUGUUCUGGCCCGUCCUCGCGAAGCGCCAGUGUGGCACGUUGUGAGCUGACACCCGGGAGCUCCCGUGUUGGAUGUUGUGACCUGACGUCAGAGAGCGCCGGUGUUGGAUGUUGUGACCUGACAUCUGAGGGCGCGUGCGUGGAAUGCUGUGACCCGCCCGCCGGAACACCUCGCUGGGUUCGGCUGCGCGUCGCCAUGGAUGUGUACCCGAGCGGCAACAUCUUCCAGGAGCUGAAGCUGGUCCUAGACAAGGGCUGCUUCCUCUCCUCCUGCUCGCUGGAGGAGCGCUGGCAACAGACGUGCUAUGAGAUGGAGAAGUAUCUGAAGGACGAGCCGAAGCUGAAGUCGUUCAAGAAGCUGCCCAGCGAGCUGGACUCGCCGCGCAUCAAGCAGGAGGAGGCGGACGACAGCGACUACUUGUUCUCGUCGCGCGACUCGCUCGACUCGCUGAGCGUGUCGUCCGUGUCGUCGGCCAACUGGGAGACGGCCAGCAUGAAGACGGAGGAGGUGGAGUCCGAGUCGGAGAGUGACUCGGAGGAGGCGUACGGCGACUCGGGCGCCAGCGGCCGGCUGCUGGCCUCGCUGACGCCGCCCUCCAGUCCCGAGUGGGCGGCGGCCGGGCCGCGGCUGGCCGGCCGCGGCACGCUGCAGGUUCGCUUCACGUCGCGCUCUGGCGGCCUCAUCUCGUGCCUGCCGGGCUUCUCGCUCAAGGCCGGCCACGGCCGCCAGCUGCGCGUCGACACGUCGCCCGACGGCAAGCGGCGGAUACACAAGUGCCUCUUCUCCGGCUGCAAGAAGGUGUACACCAAGUCGUCCCACCUCAAGGCCCACCAGCGCACCCACACAGGUGAGAAGCCGUACCGGUGCUCCUGGGAGGGCUGCGAGUGGAGGUUCGCCCGCUCCGACGAGCUGACCCGGCACUACCGCAAGCACACGGGCGCCAAGCCGUUCAAGUGUCACAGCUGCGACCGGUGCUUCUCGCGGUCGGACCACCUGGCGCUGCACAUGAAGCGCCACCAGGCCGAGCUAUGAUCGCCGGCGCCGGCGCCGUCUGGCCGGUCGGCCGCCGUCAGGGACUACACUGCCACUGUCAUUCCACCGCCGGCUGGCGGGCCCGGCCCGGGCCACACCCCGACCCGCCGCCGGCUUUUGUACGGGCCGCCAGCGAGGCACGGCGCCGGUGUGAGCUACAGCUAGUCCGCCGCGGAUGUCCGCGGACCGCCAGCACCCGUUUGUGUGUCUGUCUGCGUGUGUGCGUGUGUGUACGCGCUCGCCGGCUCGUGAAAGUUUCGUUCGGGAAGUUGCGAAAUUUAAAGAGGACUUCUGUCAUUCAAGUUGCGCAUCCACAUUCAUCAAGUCGUGUCGCGGCUGGUAAUUACUCAUUUGCUCCACU
Molecule: messenger RNA, 1506 nt
Organism: Pollicipes pollicipes
Lineage: Eukaryota; Metazoa; Arthropoda; Thecostraca; Pollicipedomorpha; Pollicipedidae
Product: Krueppel-like factor 6
Exons: 3
Coding region: 309-1145 (278 amino acids)
Biological process (GO): regulation of transcription by RNA polymerase II
Molecular function (GO): RNA polymerase II cis-regulatory region sequence-specific DNA binding; DNA-binding transcription factor activity, RNA polymerase II-specific
Source: RefSeq, a predicted model, not a curated record